AGGUGUUUGGUUUUCAAGCACCCCAGCUUCGACCUUUUUAAAGCACCCAAACAGCACUCGUGUGUGAAGACCGCCGGAGACCAAAAGCAAAGCUCGCAGAGACCGGCGACUUUGGGGCAGAACGCGCGGCGACCACGCUGCCAUGACGGAUUGGAUCAGCCGCGUCGAGGAGUGGCUUCGACACCUGGCAGAGCGCCUGGCGAGCGAGCUGUCCUGGAGUCGCCUGGUGGCGCUGGGGGCCUGUGGCCUCGCAGGGCAGAUCUUGUGGUCGCACUACGGCAUUUUGUGGCAUAAGCGGCUGCCAUAUCACGACCUGGGUCCGCCCAUCAUAGGACAUACGAGGAAGGUCUUUCAGGAGUCCUUGGAGAACUGGGGUCAGCGUAUCAUGAAAGGCAAGCCGGUGUUGCUCGCGAACUACCUCUUCACCAAUACCGUGGUCAUCCGCCAUGAGAUCUACAUGAAGCACGUCCACCGGGCCGAGCUCGACGGUAAGCUGUGCCCUCUCUUCCCCAGCAGCAUUCGGGCAAUCAUCGGUGAGAACAGCGUGAUUUCCUUACCGGGAGGCAAAGGCCACAGCAAGCACAAGCGGCUUCGCGGCAAGCUGCUGCGAUGCUUAGGGCCGCAGUAUGUGCUUUCCUUGGCCAAAGAGAUGGAGAGCUACAUCCGCGCCACCCUUGAGGACUUGGCGGAGGAGACCAGCACGAAAGGUUUUGGGACCUUUGAGCCUGCAGCAGGGCACUUGGCACAGAAGAUCUCCAUCCUGCCGAUUUUGGCCGGCUUGGAGGAGGAUCAGCAGAGACGCUUCGAGUCCUUGCUCGAAGUCACCAUGGCCGGCAUGCUGGCUGCGCCGGUGAAUCUUGGGGUUUGGCUAGCCCAUGGACGCGCCUUGCGAGCGCGCAAGGAGAUUAGCACCAUGAUCGCCCAGUUGAUGGCCUCCCCCAAGCUGGACGGUCAAAACAUCGUGGCUGAGUUGAUGAAAGAUUCCGACGACGGCGAGGCCUUUUCCAAAGAAGAGAUCUCCGACACCGUGGUGACGCUGCUCUUCGCGGGCAAGAUCACCACCGCGGACGCCUUGCCGUUUCUCCUGGUGCAGCUGGCCGAGCACAGGGAAUGCAUCCCACAACUGGCCAGCGAGCCCUUGGAAGUCUCCAAUAUUGAGGGCGACUCGGUGGCGCUGCGCGUGGUGCGCGAGGCGCUGCGGCUGAAGCCGCCGGCGGGGGCCUUUCGAAGGGUGAAUUGGCACUCGGAGAUGGACCUUGGAGAGUAUGGCGUGGUGCCCAAGGGUUGUCCCAUGGCCAUCUACCUCUCUCUGCCGAUGAUAGAGAUGGGGCCAUGGGCGCCCGAUCGCUGGCGCACAGAGGACGUGCGGAGUAAGUUUCUGGCCUUCGGCGGAGCACAGCCGCACGAGUGUAUUGGAAAGCACCUGGCCUUGCUGGAGCUCCAACUCUUCGUGAAGAUCUUGUGCAAAGAUUACGACUUCAAAGUCUUAGACACCGGAACCGUCGUCAAGCCCUUUUCCUUGAGCUACAAGGAUGGCUUGCGGGUUGAGAUCACUCGAAAGUGAGAGGGUUUUCAGGCGCAGGAAAAGGCAGAGCACCGGAGCACCGCCACUGCGCGAGUGGAGGCCGCACUCGCGUGUUGUUGGGCUCUGGGCUCUUAGUUUUUGGCCUUCUCCGAUCGGUUUACAGUUCUAGGGAUCUUCCAGUUGCAGCCCUCGUGGGCGCACUCCUUCGCGCCCAGCGUUUGGCUUUGCAGCGGCCGACGUCUGAGAAGGCGUCGGUCCGGGUCGGGUCCGGGGGUUGAGAAAUGUUGAG
Molecule: messenger RNA, 1814 nt
Organism: Durusdinium trenchii
Lineage: Eukaryota; Dinophyceae; Suessiales; Symbiodiniaceae
Source: the annotation of a GenBank genome assembly